AUGCGGCUUCUCUUCCUGCUGUUUGGGCUGAUAGUAGUAGACGGUCUAUUUCAAGAUGAAGUUGGCUCUUAUGACUGGAUUAAGCAACUGGUCGGCACUCCAGUUCACGUUCAAUUUGGAGACGAAAAUCUAUCAGAUUUCAUAUAUUUGUCUACAGAAAAGAAUGCGGUCGCUGCUAUCAACUCGGCAUCUAACUCCAUCGUCUGGAGACACGUAUUACUUCCAAAUGACCAAAUUCGAGCCAUGACCGUGUCCAAGAAUGGUGUUUUGACUUUAUCUGGAUCAUCUCAUCCAACUCUUCGGCUAUGGGACGCUGAAACUGGGUAUUCAAUUUGGGAGAGUGUCGUGGAAGCAUCAGAUUCAAGUUGCAAUGGGUUUGAUCUGACCGUGGUUGAUGGAACUGCAUACACUCUUACAAAUGGGCUCACUAUCUCCAAAAUCAACGUCAAGUCUGGAGAUAUUGCAUGGACAUCAUCACCAGUCAAAACACCUGCUUGCUUGUCGAGACUGGUCGCAGACUCUAAAGGAGCUCAAGCUGUUGGAAGCUCGGCGAAUAGCACCGACGGAUCUCUCAUUAGUGCAGUAUUAGAUGCCACUACUGGUGAAACAAAGGGCAUCACUGUCACCAAAAGUGCUCAUAGCGCAAACACAGAAUAUGAGUUGGUGGGGUCAGUAAAAGAAGUGUUAGUAGUCUACGUAGACGCUAAGGGCAAGAGUUGGUUGUCUCCUCUGGCCGAGUCAAGUCGUCCAAUAGCUCUGGAUGUCGCAUCAUUCUCCGAUGAUUCCUCUGCAAUUUCAGCAGUGUCUUCGAUAUCCUCAUCGUCGAUUCAUCUUGAGUUUGUUAUGACGACUGUUGCUGGAUCAGUCUUUCUAGUGAAGCCCAAAACUAGUGGUAUUGAGCUUGUUCGCAGACUCAAGCCAAUGGGAUCUCAAGCAUCACCUGCUUUGUUUGCAAUCACAACCGAAAAGGAUAUUGCCGUAGUUGCGGUUGAUACGAAAGAUGACUCGACGAUCUCGAUUGAAACCGUUGCUAUGGGCAAAGGCCAACCAUCAAAACCGAUAUUGAUCCCUUUUUCAGCCUCCGAGUAUGGCACAAUUACCAAGGCAUUUGCAUCGAGCAAAACAGGCUUGACCAAACUGUUGAUUGUUAGCUCUGAUGGAUCGAUACACUUUGUGCAAGGCAAUGAGCUGAAAUGGUCUCGUGAUGAGUCUCUCGCUCAGAUCACACAUUCAGAGUUUGUUGAACUUCCAGCUCCAUCGCUACUAUCAGAAGAAUUGGAUGAAAUGGACGAACCUGCGUCCAAGUCAGCAGCUACAAACCCAGUUACUCGAUAUGCUAAACGCUUGUCAACUCAUAUCAAGAAGCUCUCUGCUGCUGUCAAUCAAUUCGUCGUGUCGGCACCAAACUCUCCUCAAGAAGCUGCACCCGUCCAGAAUGCAACUCAAGACUUGUAUGCAUUCCGCAAAUUGUUUAUUGUAACGACAAGCACUGGAAAAGUGUUGGCCUUGGAAACAAAACAUGGUCAAAUAAUCUGGUCACGAAUGUUUGGACUUGGAAUGGGCAAAUUUAUAUCUGUCAAGACACUUCGUGCUUCUUUUGUGAAGUAUCCACCCAUAACAGCUUUGGUGGCUGUGACAGAAACAAGUACAACCAUACAUGAACUCAACGCCUUGACUGGAGAAACCAUAACAGCCUCCGUGUCUCUGUCUAGCGUUACGGAGAAAGUAGUAGUCCUUCCCAUUGAGACAACGCAAGACAGACUACAUGUUUUGGCAUUAGUUGAUACCAAUUCUAAUGUCCGCUUACAUCCAACAUCUGAUGAUACAGUGAUGCAGUUUGAGAAGAUGAGACCAUCCUUUUAUGUAACUGCCGGGCUACGUGCUGGGUCACAAACCAUCUAUGGCAAUGCUUUGGGUCCUCUGAAUCGAGAGAAGGGUUGCUUUGAAGCCAGUCAAAUGUGGGAAUUCUCAUUGCCAGAGGGUGAAGUCAUUGCUAGUGUGUCGGAGAAGGACAGGAAUGAUCAUAUUGCAUCUAUCGGUCGAGUGCUGGGCAAUCGAGCCGUCUUGUAUAAAUACUUGAACUCCAACCAAUUAGCCUUUACCACUCUCAAAACGAGUGACACCGCAACGACAGCCUCUGUAUAUCUCGUUGACGCUAUUACUGGAGCAUUGCUAUAUCAUGCAGUCCAUGCUGGAGGUGGCAAUCUAGACUCGAUCCCUUCAGUUCAUGUCAUCCAAUGUGAAAAUUGGGUUGUAUAUUCCUAUUGGAAUCAUGGACCAGACGCUGCUGAGUCUGUUGUGGUAGCAGAUGAAGCCCCUGAAGGUGACGCUAAGACUCCAAAGAGAAAGUCUGGCAAGAAGAAGGCACAACGUGCUUCUCUUCCGGAGGUCAAAGCUAUGGAAGUGGUGGUCUUGGAGUUGUUUGAAAGUAGUAAGCAGGAUAAACGAUUCGAGGGUGAUACCUUCUCGUCAUUUGAUGGAUUACGGCCGGAUGUGCUCUCAGAAGCAUAUGAAUUCCCAGCUGGAGUAACUGCCAUCGGAGUGACAAGGACUCCAGCAGGAAUUUCUACUCGAGAUGUCAUAUUCGGCACUACCUCAAAUCAACUGCUCGCCGUGAAUAAACGUGUCUUGGAUCCCCGACGACCCAUAUCCUUGUCGGCCGACGACAAGGACGAAGGCCUGGUCCAAUACACUGCAUACAUCCAACAUAAUCCAAAGGAGGUCUUGUCGUAUCAUCUAGAAGUGGCAGGUGUAUCUCAGAUUGUAUCUGCACCCAGUAUACUUGAAUCGACGUCCAUUGUCGUAGCUUACGGUCUUGAUAUGUUUUGUCUACGACGAGCACCAUCAAAGACCUUUGACUUGCUGAGUCAAGAUUUUAAUCGAGUGAAUUUGGUUGUGACCAUGAUUGGUUUGGCAGUUGCCAUUUUUGUUGCACGAUACUUUGUUGCACGACGGAAUUUAAAUGCUGCUUGGAAGUGA
This is a messenger RNA of Synchytrium microbalum, 2979 nucleotides long. RefSeq lists its product as uncharacterized. Lineage: Eukaryota; Fungi; Chytridiomycota; Chytridiomycetes; Synchytriales; Synchytriaceae. Bases 1 to 2979 code for a protein of 992 amino acids. The record is from RefSeq and is a predicted model, not a curated record. Gene Ontology annotation, cellular component: EMC complex. Gene Ontology annotation, biological process: protein folding in endoplasmic reticulum. The transcript is spliced from 16 exons. Gene Ontology annotation, molecular function: protein binding.